CGCCGCCAUCGUCGUUGUACUAGUCUUGGGCAGAGAACAAGAAGCUCAAGGUCUGCGGAUGCCUAGUAUAAGAGCGGCCGCAGCGAGGUUCUCCCGGCCCGCGUGGUCAGCCGUUGGGGUAACAGUGAUGAGGAGGAUGCAGGGCAUCGGUGGUGGCCGCGCGCCACGCUACUUCAGCGACAGCAUCCGCUCCGGCAGGGUGCUCAGCGAGGAGGAACGCGCCGCUGAAAACGUCUACAUACAGAAGAUGGAGAGGGAGAAGCUGGAGAAGUUGAGGAGCAAGAAGGCGGAUCAGGAAAAGGCCGACGCAGCAAAGAGUGCCAAAGGAAACAACGAGGAAACAAUCCAAACAAACAAGGGUGAGGGAGCUCAUCCAAGCUGAUUACUCAGAUCGAUGAUCAGGUCCUCCGUUUCGGCGCUGCUGUUACAUAUGAUACAUGUUCGCAAAUGUAGUAUUUUUCCUUCUUUUCUGGAGUUAUUUAUAGAUAGAUCAGGUAGAUGCUGUGUGCUGCUGUGAAAAUAUGUGCUUCUCUGUUGUCCUUGGUGGAGAGGCAGGACAUUCUGUCGACCAGAAUCAUAUCUUGUCUCUGGAGUUUUCUCGGUGGAGCUUGUAGUAGUCAGGCAUGGGUCAUGCAUGCAUCUACAAGAGCGUGAGAUGCACCCGUUUGCAUCAGGCUUGUUUCCUUUAUGUCUUGCAUCAGGCUUUUUUUUUCCUGUAACGAAUAAAGCUAUAUAAGAAGAAUAGACGAAAAGUUGAC
Triticum aestivum (bread wheat) is the source of this 758-nucleotide messenger RNA. RefSeq lists its product as uncharacterized. The coding region runs from base 59 to 382 and encodes 107 amino acids. The transcript is spliced from 3 exons. Gene Ontology annotation, cellular component: mitochondrion; respiratory chain complex I. NCBI's taxonomy places the organism in Eukaryota, Viridiplantae, Streptophyta, Magnoliopsida, Poales, Poaceae. Gene Ontology annotation, biological process: negative regulation of ATP-dependent activity. Gene Ontology annotation, molecular function: ATPase inhibitor activity. The record is from RefSeq and is a predicted model, not a curated record.